AUGCGGGUCAUCUGCUCACCAAAUCGCCGUUGCCCCCAAACCCCACCCCAGCGGAAGGGCGCCGGUGCCGCCAAGAGGCCGCUGUUUUGUCCGGGCGGCAUACACCGGGCACACGGCGCCCCCGGGGGCAGGCAGGGCGGAGAGUACCGGCGCUUCCCAGCCCCGAUUACAGAAAUUUGUGGAGCCAAGCGUGUGGGUUAUUUUGGUCCUGCUCAAUUUUAUAUUGCUUUGAAGUUAAUUGCAGCAGCACAGUCAGGGUUCCCAGUACGGAUUGAGAGCAUUAAGAAUGAAUUGCCUCUGCCACGGUUUAUGGCGUUGAAAAAUGACAGUGAAGUACGUUAUGGGACUUCAGCAGAACACCAUGGAGUUAAAUUUCAGGUUCCACAUGCACCUUUGGAAAAAAAUUCCUACAAAAGAACAGAUGAAGGGGACAAACAGGAACUCAAGUCUCCACCGAUGUCUCCAAUCUGCUCACCUCCUGCUUCUCCAUCUACUUACCAGAGAAUACCCUUAAGUUAUGGAUAUGGUAAAACAAGAAGUGGGCUGGAGCAGCAGCAUGGAGCUCCUUAUGAAGUCAGACACUCUACUCACCAGCAAGAUGGACUAACAUCAGGGAAUUAUGGAGCCAAAUCUGCAGUCACCUGUUCAACUCUUAAUCGGUCUCUUUCAGUGGAGCGGGAACAGCAGGACAGCAGCAGCCACUACUCGGAUGACCCUUGGAGGAUAACGGAGGAGCAGCGAGACUACUAUAUCAACCAGUUCAGGUCCCUGCAGCCUGACCUGAACUCUUUUAUUUCAGGUUCUGUGGCAAAGAAUUUCUUCACAAAGUCAAAGCUGCCCAUCCCAGAGCUUUCUCACAUCUGGGAGCUGAGUGACGUGGAUUGCGACGGGGCGCUGACACUCCCAGAGUUUUGUGCCGCUUUCCACCUCGUGGUUGCGAGGAAGAAUGGUUACCAGCUGCCGGAGACGCUGCCGGAGACGCUGCUACCCGAGUACCUUCAAGCAGCUUCUUUGAAGCCCAUGCGUGACUGCACACUAUUUGAUUCUUAUUCUGAGUCGUUGCCAGGCGGUCAGCAGAGUCGGGACUUCAGUCGAACGGAGAAGGCAUCAGCUGAAGAGGUACCUGAUAACUCUGCCCUGUUACAAGAUGCAAAGAAAGAUGACAAACAAGCUCUUAAAGUAAGCACUGCUCUCAAAAUGAUACCAAAGGAAUUUCAGCACUUAACUGUGAAAACUGCUCAGGAAUCUAAUGCACUUAAAGCCAGACCACGAUCCAGGUCUUAUUCUAGCACAUCAAUAGAAGAUGCCAUAAAAAAGGGAGAAGAGCCCCCUACGCCACCUCCAAGGCCACAGAAGUCACAUUCCAGAGCUUCUUCUUUGGAUCUGAACAAAAUAUUUCAACAAAACACACAAGCUGUGAGGUCUGGCUGGCUGCCCCCACCACCACCUGCACUGCCCCCUCGACCUUCUGUAUCUCAGACAGAGCAACCAUCUGAGGUUGAAUUACAUCCUCAGAUGAAUAGACCCCCGUCGCAGGCAGAAGAAAACAGUUCAGCAAAAAAGGAGGUUGUUCUUGCUCAUCCGCCCUCCAAACCUGCCCGCAGGAAGCUCCGGACAGAGGUGCAGGGGCUGGAGACCCCUGAGCUUUCUCCCACUAUAAAUGUGACUUCUUCCCUGCCAGCAGUCAAGCCUCAUCUCCCAGUCCAAAAACAGUCUUCCAAGCAGAAAAGGGCUAUUCAGACCGCUAUCCGAAAAAACAAAGAAGCCAAUGCUGUGCUUGCCAGGUUGAACAGUGAGCUCCAGCAGCAGCUGAAGGAGGUUCACAAGGAACGAAUUGCCUUGGAAACGCAGCUGGAACAGCUACGUCCUGUCACCGUCUUGUGACUUCUCACACCGCCAUGCAGCAGCAAGAGUGGAGCAGGCAUCCCAGCAGCCUUGCAGGGAGAGGAGUGCAGUGCGGCUGAGCAGGGUUUCUGCCAAGGUGGUGGCGGUGGGGAGGACCGGCUUGUCAGGUCUCCCUUCACCCUUCUUCGUCCAUUUGCCUUUGCAGAUGAAGACGGUACAGAAAACAAAUAUCUGACUGUUGGAUAUUUCUGAGUGGAGGGGGGGGGGAUGCUCCGCCUUCUUUCCUCCUUUUUCCCAGCCUAAUGUGUAAAUGCAGUUUAUCACUGAAAUGAAUAACCUGAGAGUAUUUUAUUUAUGUAAAAAAUUCCUGAUUUAUAUGCUUUCUGGCAGCACCUCCUGCCCUGAUCAUUGAGGUACAGCAUUCCUGAAUUCUUGCUUAAAUUUAAAAUUCAUCCUUUGAGAUGGACUUCUGGAUGUUACUGAUUCCUGUAGGAUUGUAUCAUGGUAGAGUACCUCUGGCUUUCAGGUACUACAGGAAUAAAACUCCCUUAGACAUAAAGUCUUUAUCUGCAAUCACAUGUUAGAUAAUUAUUUUCUUAGUACUGUUUAUUAUGCAAUCACGGAUGUAUUUUGAUGUUAGAGAACUUGUAUUUUAUAAGUUCAAAUCUCAUGAGAGAACAGUAAAAAAUACUAAAAUUUAAUUAUUUUCGAAAUUUUAAAAAAUCUGGGUUUUGAGCUGUAACUGUUUCCCAUCACCAGUGUUUGAUCACUUGCUUGAACUGCCAGUGCCUCUGCAUACUUUUAGCAUGUUUGAAAUCCCUGGUUUAUAGCUUGCUUCUUUCUUUUUUUUUAAAAAAAAAACCAAACAACCGUGUGUUUCUAACAAGAGGUUAGGGCAUUUUUGUAAAAGCUGUUCUAUGUACAUUUGUAUUAGUCUGCUUUGUUGUCUUAAUAGCUGCUGAUUUGUUUUAAGUAUGUGUACAAGAACUGUGUUUCCAAAAGAAGAAAGAUAGCAAAAGUGCUAUAUAUGAGCUUGUAAAAUGUGUGAAGGAAAUGACUGCCUUCUACAACAGGUUUUUGUUAAGGUUCCUUUGCACCUCACUGGAGAUGCUACUGACUGGAUGAAGCUGCUAAUGCCCAUUUAUUUUCUAAAUGAAGAAGCAAAGGUUAAUUCUUAAGCUGGGUCUGAACCAACUGAAUCCGGUGGGGAUUUUUCCAUGGAUGCAGGUGGUCAUUGACUUCAGUCUCAGUUCUUGCAAUGGAAGCUGGCUAACUAAUGUUACUUUAUUUCUUUGGCCAGUUCUCUUAGAUAGGGUGACUUCAGACAUAAUGUCAGCCUCCGUCCACAGAUAUAAGUGCUUCGCUACAAGGGAAUGUCACCUACCUGUUAUCCAAAACGUGCUACUGCACGUAUUUCAUAUCCUGUUCACUAAUCUAAGCAUACGUAUUUGCCUUGCAGAAAUGGUGUAACAGGUUUCUACUGUUGUUGGUGUGAUGCUUUCUCCCUGUAGCUAUAAGAUGGCCCUGGGGCUGAGAGGAAGGAGAAGCAGGUUUGAAGCAGCUGGGUAGCCUCCCUUCAGGGUGUAUCAUGAAAUGGCUGUGGCGUGGUAUCAGAGGACAUCAGAGCAGCCAAAAGUUUUGUUGGCAGAUAAGAAUGACAUCAGCGGGAGUGUCUGAAGUGAUGAGGAAGCAGCCUAAUUUUUCUAAAAGGGAUAUGGAUGUGUGACAUAGAUCCAGAAGUCUGAAGGUGGAAACAGACGUUUGCAGAAUUGUUACUGAAAAUCUAUUUUUGUAACACAUUGGUUCCAGUUCAACUAAACAUCACUGUGUCAACAAGCAACAACCGUUUUGCUGGAUUUGGGUCGUCCUUUUGUGUGACUGUUGCAUAGCUGGGGUCAGACAGUCAUUCCUGGUCAGUGACAAAAUGCGAGAACUGCAGACUUUCCGGGAAGCUGCAAAACAGAUGCUGCCCUCUCACUAGUGGUGGUACUGUUCAGAAUUUAUCAUCAUUUAUUUCAUACAUUCAUAACACUGAGUCAUUCCUGAGAUUUUAAUGAGGUUAAGCACUCACUGUUUGUUUGCUUUUUAGUUCUUACAUUAUCAGUUAAUAAGCCCCUAGUAUUUGAUAGGAAAUAAUAAUAUGGCAUAUUUUUAUGGAUUUUUUUUUUUAAGGAAAGCUUUUUAAUGAUUAUAAAGAAGUGUGCACAUUGUAUUUUUAAGGCAGUAGAGGACUUUUUCAUGUUUGAUAGGAGCUUCCUCUAGAAUAAUCCCCCAUUUAUUUUGCUUAGGUUAUUCAUGGAAUAGAUGCUGUUCAAAGGAAGAGUGAAGAAGGCUGGUUUAUAUGUCUCUUUCAGAUGUCUUCCUUCUAAUGUACAGGACUUUUUUUCAUUCACUGGAAGUGAGGGUACUUGGUUAGCUAACAAUGAAAUAUUUACUCAGUUGUUACUCUACCACAGGACUUAAUAAAUUAAAAAUUUAACCAUCCCUGCAUUUACAGGGUUGCAGUCAAAUGCCUCGCUCAGCUUCAAGGCCUGGAGUGUAGGUUGAUUUGUAUUCUGUUUGAUGAAGUGUUGGGUAUGAUGAUGAUAUACUACUUCACAGAGAGAGAGUAAAGCAAAAUAUUCAAGGAGAAAUGCUGUUGUGUUACACAUACAAUGUAAUGUCUCAGUACUUAAGCAUUCAUGAUAGCCCAUGCAAAAUGAAAAAAAUGUGUCUGGUUUUGGGAGGCUGUUAGCAUUUUGAGAGGGAGAGGAGGAGGCAUCAUGAAGCUAUAGACAAUACUUCUAGCCAUUGCUGCAUGUAGCCACACUCAUGGCUACUAUUAACAGACCCUGGCUGGUCAACGCAUCUAAAACCAGUAUCACAGAUUUUCUCAAAAAAAAUAUUUUUCCUUUGGAAAGAUGUGGGUGCAGUAAAAUCAUAAUUUCUUGCAGAAACCUUUGCUUUCUGAAAUUUUGGGUGGGAGAUUCUCCUCAAGCCAAGAUAGACCAUCUGGUCAGAAAGGGAGACCUCACAGGCUGUUUGCUCAAUGUUCAGGGCACUUUCUUGAGCUACAGGAAAGCAAUCUACUUUAAGCUUCUGGCGUGCCUUACCCAGAACAACAACUGGAAUCUGCCUGACCAAGGAGCGACAGCAGCUUCCCCUGUGUGAGGUCUCACUCCUCCUCAUUUAAUGGUUUUUGUAGAUACUUAUGCAGAGCAGAACAUGCCAGCAAGAGAGGAUAACUGGGAACAGGAGCUGGAGCAUUGGCUUCCUUGCAUCUGAGAGCAUGCGAUGACCAUGAGCCUGGUGCCCCUUUUUAAGUCUUCAAUUUCCUGCAGCUAUUCUGGUAUGGACAAUUAAAUAUUUUUGUCGACAGGACAACACUAGGCAGAGAAGAUAAGGAUCUUCCUCAGUGUGUGUAGGUGUGCACUCAUGUCUUCUUUUUGAUCACACAUUUCUUUAUAUAUCUGUUAAUGUUCAUAUCGCCCAAUAACUUUCUAUGAAAUGUUCGUUUCAAUACGUGGUAGUUCAGUGGUGAAAAAAGAAAAGUGCCCAGCUAAGUGUAGUGACUGGUUGCCUUUGUAGACCAAGCCAGUUUUGAGCCUUUAAAUAUAAAUAACAACCUGGUAAUGAAGCAAGGAAAACGGAUUCCAUUUCUGAGGCAUUCCUUUAAACAAACUGUGAACAAACAAUCCUUAAUGAUCAAUGUCCUUCUUUUAAUUUUAUACUAGGAUGCAGGGGAAACAUUGCCACCUUUUUCUAGAUAGUUCUCUCUUCCAGAGAGUUUUGGUGACGUAGCAAAAAUGUCAGUGAUUAGUGGAUUCAGCCCUGUUAUUAGUAAGUUGGUGAAUAUCCUUUUUUAACUCAAAAGAUUAUCUCCAACCUGUUUUUACGUGCAUGGCAGUAGUUUUGCUGCUGGGAAUUCUGUAUCCACACUGGGGAGAGGAACUUGUUCGGCUGUCGUCCAGAUGGUCCCAACUUAACACUGCCAGGGCUAACUGGCAUGGGGUGAUGACAACUUUCACAGUAAAAUGAACCCAGAGGGCUCGUUUGGAACACUUCACAGGAAGCAUUUAGGAUGGGCAUGAUGUGCAAAUUGCCUUUUGGUGGUGUAUAAGUUGCUUUCCUCCCAUCUGAGCUUCCAGAUCAGGACAAAGAGAGACUGUAAAAGUUGCUAGCCAGGGAGUGAGGGGUGUCCAUUUUCCAGCACCAUGAGCCAUUCGGCCUUCAGCACACGUGGUCCUUGACAAGAAAAUACACGGGGUUAUAAAAGAAGCCCUCAGAAAGUCACCUAUUUUCUUGACUAAAGAGUACAAGUAUUUUUUCAGGAAAAAAAUAAUCUAAGUGAUGUAGUACCUUUGAUAAGAGAUGAUGUAUUUUGAAGCUUUCUCAGUUAUUUUCAUGAUAAUGUGCUAUGAACAUAUGCAUUAUGUUUUACUCUGUUACUGAUUUUUUGAUAUAAAAAAUCAUAUUGCAAGCAUUAUCUUUGUUAAUCUAAAAAAAAUACCCUGAGGCUAUUAUAUAUUUGAAUUUUAACUUAUAAAGUAGAUAGCCAGAUUUAAGCAAUUUGUUUUCACAGCUGCAGACUGUCCACGUGGUAAGCUGCAAAAUGUAUAGUGUUCUAUACUAUGCCCAUCUAAUUUUGGAAAAUGUAUGUGAUAUGGAACUGGGUGCUACAUUAAAAUAAAAGCAUCCAAUAACUUC
Athene cunicularia (burrowing owl) is the source of this 6531-nucleotide messenger RNA. It is a transcript of the gene REPS2, whose product is annotated as RALBP1 associated Eps domain containing 2. The coding region runs from base 1 to 1884 and encodes 627 amino acids. Gene Ontology annotation, cellular component: cytoplasm; plasma membrane. NCBI's taxonomy places the organism in Eukaryota, Metazoa, Chordata, Aves, Strigiformes, Strigidae. The record is from RefSeq and is a predicted model, not a curated record. The transcript has 18 exons. Gene Ontology annotation, biological process: endocytosis; endosomal transport. Gene Ontology annotation, molecular function: calcium ion binding; protein binding.